AUGGUGAUAAUCAAGGUCUUACCAACUUUGAAAAAGUUGAUUGAGGAGGCUAUAAAGAAAGCUGAAACGAGCCUUAACACCCGUGAACAGCAACUCCAAUGUCCUACUACCUCCGCUUCAGGAAGCGUUGCCUCCUACUGUCAGUCUCAGGAGACUGCAAUUCAAAAAGCUAAUGAACAACUUAAAACUCUAGAAUCUAAUAAUCCUAAUGACUCUAAAAAGCAAAUUGAUGAACUAAACGCUAAAAUCGAGAAACUUAAAGCUGCUAAAAAUGACUGUGCUAAGACCCAUCACCUCCCUGAGGAGGAGAGGCAGAAGGGAUUGGCUGAAGUGAAGCAGCAGAUGAAAAUUGUUGAGAAACUUAAGAAAUUUGCUACUGAACUUGGUGAAAAUGAUAAUAUUUUAACGCAUUUAUGUGACGGCCUCGAAAAGUUUCUCGGCUUCAACUCUGAGUCCAAAGGCUACACUGGCCAGGGGAUUGUGUACUCUGACCUGGAUAGGCUGUGUGACGGGGUGAUGGGAUUUUUGAGUGGUGUUCUCGGUAACAUCAAAGAGCAUUUAGGGCAGCAUAAAGAUACUUUAAAUGAUGCAAUUGACAUUCUUAACACCAAUAAACACCUUGGUAAAAAAGGUUUUAAUGCUGCGAUUGGAGAGGUGGUUGAAGGGGUGAGAAAGUACAAUGGUUUUCUCAAGAUAUCAAACGAGAGAGUCAGUGAUCCCAUUCAAGCAUUAUUAACGUAUCUGAAGACUGAAAAUAACGGUGAGUUCAUUACACGUUUUAAUGACAUUCAGGUUGACAAGGUUUCCGAUGACACCAAGCAAGCUGACCCCGAGGUGACCAAGGCCGACAACUUAGUGACACAGUGCCUCGCAAAGGCCAAUGAAUUUAACAGCAAAUUAGACUCUAGUGCACCUAAAAAUAAGAGAACGCAGAACGCAAUUAAUGAUCUUAAUCAUAAAUUACGUGAGAGAGUGCAUAGUGUUCGUGAGACAGUUAAGUACGAGACCGACCGGUUGACUACCUUGUCCAGGAAGGAAAAGGAGAAUUACGACGCGAUUGUGAAGAUGGUUAAGAAGGUUGAAGAGAUCAAAACUUGCGUGAAAUCUAAGAUAACAGAUGAUAUUACUAAACUCGUCACUAAGCUGAAAAAAGACGUUCAAAAUAUUUUGAAUACGCUGGAGAGCAUUAGUAAAGUCCUGGCACAGUACGUUAAGGAUUUUGACUGGUGGAUGAAGGAAACGGAUGAUGUAAUAAGACUGGCAGAGGAAAAAGUAGAGAAGAUACUGGAGGAAGUGUAUAAGGAUUCUGAGAAAAAGAAAGCAGUUAGUGCCGCGGCCAACAUGAUCAGACAGCACGCAUUCUCACUACGCGAAGCAGGGGAUAACGCUAAAACUAAAGUCGCGGAAACUGUAAAGUUGGCGCUCCAGCAGGUGAAAUCGAUGGACGAGGCGCUUAAAACGGAUUUGUUCACCGUGAAAGGUCAGAUCAAGAAAGCGGUUAUGGCAUUAGGUAAGACGUUGGAAGGGAAUGUGAGAGAUGGAUUAUGGAUGAUUGAGAGUGCGAUUACUGGGCCGCUUGGUGAUAUUUUGAGGGAUUCAGGGCAGAUUUUUGAUAAAUUUCAGAGCACUAAAUAUGCGUUACAAAUGGCCACAGGACAAGUUCUGCAGGACAUCAGGAAUCUUGUAAAUAUCUCGCGUUUUGACCAUAUUAUGAAUAUCCAAAACAGUAAGAUCACAGCUCCUUUGCUUACGGCUAUUGGUAGAAAUCGUCAGAAUCCAUUUCAACCACUCACGGACUAUUUUUCGAAACUUGAUGGUGUAGUAAUGCAACGUGUGAAGGAGGCAAUAGAUAAGAUCGGAAGCGGGAUCAGAGUUGGCGACAUAGGCAAUGUAACCGUACUGCAAAGUAGGCUAAAAACCGCUAAGUUGGGUGAAACCCUUAGAGCACUUCAGAGCAUUGCCGAAGAAGCAGAGUCAUCCGACCUACCUGAUGCAAGUAAGAUUCGCAUCGAAGGACUUGGAACGAUGAAGGACAUCGUGAAACUUGAUCUCAAUUCGCAUACAUCAAAGCUGUCAGAGAUAAUAACAAAAGUAAAUAGUAACGGUAUGUCGCCGAGCGAAAAACUAACCAAAACUGAUAUGGAAGCGAUACUUUCAGAUCUAGGUAACAUUGCCAAGACCGUCUCCGAACACUCUCAUAAUGUUCUCGACAAAGUUAUGGCGAAGAUCGAAAGUAGAGUGGCAAGUGAAGUUAAGGGCGUCGCUGUAGCCAUCCAAGAGAAGUUAGGUGCAAUUCAUAGCGGUUUAGAAUCGUCGCACGCCGAUGUAAGCCUCAAUGGAUCCAGCAAUUUAUCCGGCCUGCAACAUUUGUUGAACGAUUUUGGAACCAGCAUCAACCAACGUAUUUCGGAGCUGAAAGAUCAUGUCAUCCCCCAGGCGUUUAAAAAGGAUCCGCUAGGUGGUCCAGGUUCGACGACUUAUAUAUUUGGCAGUGAUUUCAUGACCGCCUUCCACAACACCUACAAAAACAACUUUGAAACUGGCGAUGUCAAAAUCAACGGUGGAACCGGUAAGAAAAAUGUGCUCGACGAGGAGAUCGGCGUGGAUCAUAUGCCACAUGGGGGAGGUUUAUCUAAAAAAGUUUCUGAUCUUGAUGUAAAUAAGUUUUCAAAUUACAAUUCUCAAGUCAAACAAGAGAGCCUUCCGCUCUCGGAUAAUGACCCAAACCAGCUAGAGGGCCAACUCCCCCAGGCGAUCAGCGCAAUUAAAACGCAAGUGGAAGGGGCUUUGACAUCGAUCACAACCCUCGACAAUGACGCUCAAAAACAGCUAGAUGCAGUCAACGCCAGACUUGACGAGCUCUGCAAAGCCGUCACUGACGCCGCUGAAAAAGGCCCGGAAACCGCCAAAGGAAGAUUGACCGAGUUGAAACGAAGAAUUGGUAAAACCGUAUCAGGCAGUGAACACAGCUUGAUGGCUCUAAAUGCUAAGCUUCACAAACUUCAGGAUGUUGAUCUGCAACAUGUCAUCCGUAGCGCCGAGAGGUUCCUUAAGCCAGAAGCCGACAAAGCCGCAGCACACGUCAUCGACGACCUCACCAAAGAGGUCGACGACAAACUGACGGAAGCCAAAAAAGAGCUAACCAAGCAGGCAAACACCCAUUACGUCACAACCAUGCACUACCUAUUGGAACAAUUCGCCGACAAGGUGAGAGGGCAGUUGGAUGAACUGCCUGAAGCAAUCGAAGAAGAUAAGCAUACUGCGUUCAAAGGUUUCAUGGAAGCAUUGUUCGGUCACAAUGGUCACGAGUUGACUGGUUCAAACAUCAAACUGCUUAGCGGUAUCUUAAAUGAUGUGCCAACCAAACCCACUGACUACAAGGAAAACUUCGCAAUACUUGCAAACAAUUUCCAGUCCUUCUGGCAGCCACUUAAGACGUAUCUCGACGAGGAUCUCAAGAGGGAGUACGCUGAGGAGAUGAAAAGGAAGACUCCACCGGUGACGAUUGGCGAAGGCGAUAAACACCCUUACGCCGAGCAGCUUGAGCAUGUCAAAGAUAAGCUGAACAUUCUGCUCACACAACUUCAAAACUCCGGCAACUUCACUCACAGUGUUGCCCAUAAUCUCGGCAUUUUGAACAACGCACAUGAUAAUCUAGUUCCUACCAAUUUCUCUAGUCCGUGCAACACGCUUCUCGACGCCCUUAAGAGCGGUAUAAAAGCGUUGGUCGGUGAGCUUAGUAAGACAUAUCUAAACGCGUACGAUGGCGCUUCGGAUGGCAUGAUAUUGGUCGAUGCGAGAAGCGAUAAAGUGACUGAUGAUGGCAAAAAGUGCGCUAAGGUGUGCCUGUCGCUGCUCUCCAUCCUGUAUUCCGAGUUCAAGACUAUACUGAAGUACUGCGUUGCAAGGUGUAAAAGCGAUCAAAUUAACAUACACACAGAGCUCGGAAAGUAUUUCGCCACUCAAGGCUACAAGGUUACCGAGGACGGGAAGAAGCACUGGGAGCUGCAGGACAGUAAAGGCAUGACAGGAUUAUUCAUCUGCAAACGUAUGUUCGGAAAGGAUGAACGACACGUGUAUUACAUUGAUAAAUCCAAACAAAACGCACUGGAUAAGCUUCACGACUGUCUCCAGAUAUAUUACCAAGUCAGCCACGUCGCCACCUUCUCUGCGAGGAAACGUCCAUGUAACAUAUUCGAGAUGCUGUGCUGGGUGUCCGGGCUACCGUGCAAUAACGUUUUUGACGAAAUGUUACAUGAGACUGUCAGUGAACUAUUCGUCGAUCCCACUAAACAGCCCGAAGACGCCGAUGGUAUCCCCGUCACAUACAUCAGCGACGAACCCCUGCCAGCGUAUCCACAAUACAUAGCGCUAGAUAAUACUCAGCGCGCAGUGAAACGCCUAUGUUCCAGAUCCCACGAUAUUCUCACAACAAUCGCUGGAACCGGGGACGCGCACUCCAUGUACGCCGUGGACUACUCGACCAAUUCGCUGAACUUUCACUACCCAUCCAGGGGCGAAGAUUGCCUUCAGAUGCUAUUGGACAUUCUUCGCAGACUACUACCCUCACUUAAAUUUUUGCAUACUCAAUGCGGCCUAAGCGCUGCAUACCACGGCUGGUACGGCUGUCAGUACGGCAGAGGAGUCAAACACUCCAAUUGGCAAUGCCGUGAACAUCCUGCUGAGGAGUCGACCGAUUGCCUACCUAGAUCGCCGUUGAUGUCGUAUCUUCGCGACUGCCUACCCGGGUGCCUGCCUCACCAGUUGGUUUCAGCGGGAUGUAAGUCCGAGUGUAAAACGUGUCCCAAAAGCCUACCCGGUGCGCCAUGUAUAACACCACUCGGCUUCAGAGGUUUCUCGGGAUCCACGAAGACAGGUAAGGACAUAUGUACCGUGCUGACCAAAUUCUUCGACAAUUCGAAUAUUAACGCGCUGCUCGGUUUAAUGCCCAAGCCGCCAUCUACGUUGCCCGAACACUUCCAAUUUGCGUUGACGUUAAGUAGUAUGUUAGAUAAUGCUAACGCCGCUAGUGAUGAAGUCAGCUCAGCUUUUGUAUCGAAAACCAAAGCGCUCUCAAUCGAGCUAUACAAGGAGACAAGCAAACUCACAGGUGCGCUGCAGAAUGCAUAUCGCAACCAAACGGGUCACAACACCCCGGCCCAUUCCAAAUCUACGGAAGCUGACUUGUGGAGCCUGUCAAGAGAAUCAUGUGAUCUACCUAAUGACAGGGAUAUUCACUGCGCUCCCUACCUCUGCUCCACAUCAUCCGAUGCGUACACGUACCUCGCCAAAAAACACGCUGCUCUCUACUUGUCAUGGGCUGUAUAUCUGCCGUGGACAUUCUACAGUUACCUUAAAUCAUUGCUUGAAGCGUUCCAGCAGAUUGAUUGUGGAGGCUCCGGUUGUACGAAAUGUUCGUGCAAGCCGGGAAAGCACGGUGUCGAAUACAGCUGCAAGUGCAACGCAUUGAUAAGCUGUCGUGGAGUGAUGACUACGUUCUACCAAUACGGAUUCACUUUUGGCAACGCAAAAACGCUGUAUGGAACUAACAGUAAAUUCUGCCUUAGUUUCCAUACACAACUGAGUAAUCUGCUAAAAUCGCAAUACUUCACCAAAUUAUUUGAGGAAUGCGACAACUUCAUUUGGAGAAUCAGAGAACCGUUCACUUACAUGGUCGUCGCCCUCUGGUCCCUCUCCCUCUUCUACCUCAUCUGCGUAAUGGUUGGCAGACUGGAUGUGCUCCACAUCCGCUCACACCUGAGGAUACCGUCGUCGCACAAGAUAACGGCGCAGUCAUUGUUGGCUGCAGCGCAAGUCGGAAGGCUUGCCAAGAUAUCGUACCUGCAACCAUAA
Babesia bigemina is the source of this 5853-nucleotide messenger RNA. RefSeq lists its product as hypothetical. The record is from RefSeq and is a predicted model, not a curated record. Lineage: Eukaryota; Apicomplexa; Aconoidasida; Piroplasmida; Babesiidae. The coding region runs from base 1 to 5853 and encodes 1950 amino acids. The transcript is spliced from 2 exons.